Molecule: messenger RNA, 2224 nt
Organism: Salmo salar (Atlantic salmon)
Lineage: Eukaryota; Metazoa; Chordata; Actinopteri; Salmoniformes; Salmonidae
Source: RefSeq, a predicted model, not a curated record
GGUUCUUGUUCCAAGGAAUAGAAAGAAUAAGAAGGUAGUUUGAUCACAUCACAAUAGUUUGAUCACAGAACACCAGGACAUUUAUCAGACAAGGCUGCAGUGCCUCAAUAGCACUGAUUCAACCAGGAAUGAAGGUGACUCAACUAGACUGUCUGUGUGUGAUUCUUCUACAUCUCCUACACACAGCAGGCUCUGUUGCUUAUGUAGUGUUAAGGUGCAUAACCUAAGGUGGAUUCCUCUCCUAGUCUCCUUUCCUUCCUCUGCACUGAUGUAAGAACUAAACUAAAGAGAGGUUUGAGGUUCUUGGUCCAACUGAUGUCAUUGCUGUUGUGGCUGGUGAUGACAUCAUUCUGCCCUGUUACCUCAAACCCAACAUCAGUGCUGAGGACAUGACAGUGGAUUGGCUGAACCUGGACUUCAUAGACGACCGUGUCUAUCGUUACCAAAACCACAGAAUUAUACAAGAGGAUCAGAUUCCCUCCUAUAGAGGAAGAACUUCACUGUUUAAAGAGGAACUGUGGAGGGGAAACACCUCUUUGAAACUGACCAGGGUACAAGGCACUGAUGAGGGACGUUACAAAUGCUUAAUUCAGUCAAAGAGCUGGUAUGAUGAUUUCACUAUUCAAGUCCUCGUUAAAGCUGUAGGAUCCAAGCCAGUGGUGUCCAUUGAGGGACACAGAGAGGGAGGGAUGGGUCUGCUGUGUGAAUCAGAAGGCUGGCACCCUGAGCCUGAGCUGCUGUGGCUGGACAGUAAAGGAGUCCAUUUCUCUGCUCGAACUCUUGAGACACACAGAGACUUCAAGGGAUUCUACAGAGUCAAACAACAUGUCAUUGUCCAGGAGACUGACACCAACCGCUUUACCUGCAGAGUCCAACAGAGCCGGAUCAAUGAGAAGAUGGAGACAGAGGUUCACCUCCCUAGUGAGUUAUUUGACACAACCCCAUGGAAAAUGUCCUUGAUUGUGUUAUGCUGUUUGGGAGCCAUCACUGUGAUUGGGUUAGCUCUGGCUAUCUACUGCAUAUGCAAUAAUAAAGAUAACCUCACCGAGCAGCGAGAUGACCUCAAGAAGGAGAAAGAUGACCUCACUGAGAAGCUAGAUGACCACAAAAGGAAGCUAGAAAUACUGACUUCUCAGCUGGAUUUUGUGAACACAAACUGGAGUCCAGAUGUUGAAACCAUCAGAAGACAUGCAGUGGAUUUGACUCUAGACCCUGAUUCUGCACAUUGUAACCUCAUCCUGUCUCAGGACGGGAAACAAGUGAGACAUGGAAAACUAAAUCAGGUUCUCUCUGACUACAGGAAGAGGUAUAAAAAUUGUUCCGGUAUCCUCGGAAAUGUGGGCUUCUCAAGGAAGUUCUACUAUGAGGUGCAGGUGGAGGGGAAGACUGAGUGGACUUUGGGAGUGGUCAGAAGGCCCAUCAAUAGGAAUGAAAGGUCUAGACCGAUCCCUUAUAAAGGAUACUGGACUGUGGAGCUGAAGAAUGGAGAGUACACAGCUCACGCUGAUUCCCCUGUCACCCUCUCCCUGAGAGAGAAGCCCCAGAAGGUGGGGGUGUUUGUGGAUUAUGAGAAGGGACAGGUUUCCUUCUUCAAUGUGGAGGACAGGUCUCAUAUCUACUCUUUCACUGGCUCCAAAUUUUCUAAGAAACUCUAUCCAUUCUUCAACCCUGGUGGUUCAGAUAGUGUUUCACUGGUCAUCUGUCCUGUAGAUGCCACUGACUGACUGUUUUAAAUCAAACAAGGCAGAUACAGUAUAAACAGCAGUAACUCCUAUUGAGACUUAAUGUACAUGAGUUGUUAGUUAUAGAUUUCCUGUCAAUCUUUGUUGUUGUUGUAGAGUGGACAAGUUGAUUGUUUAUUGGAUAGGACAGAGAGGUAAAGGUAGGAAUGUUGAAAGGACAAUGGGUUGGAUCUGAACCCAUUCUGGUACUGGACCAUCCCAGACCACUGAUUUCUUGUCAAUGUUUGACUUAUCUUUGACAUGUCUUUCACCAAUCCCUUGGACUGUUCUGUAUUCAUUAUAGUGUUAUAUAUAUAUUUUUAUUCUCUGUGUUUUCUAAAAGUAUAGUGCUUUCUGUGGUGGUGGGACAAGCCAGCAACAAAUAUGUAGCUUUGUGCCGUGAUUGGCUCUGUGUUCUGUCUCUCAUGGGGACACUACGUCACCACGAAGUGGAAGGGUAGUGUCGUGUCUUUGGCAUCAUUAAAACUGAAGACUUAUUUAUA